Molecule: messenger RNA, 1968 nt
Organism: Calliphora vicina (urban bluebottle blowfly)
Lineage: Eukaryota; Metazoa; Arthropoda; Insecta; Diptera; Calliphoridae
Product: muscle segmentation homeobox
Exons: 7
Coding region: 1-1842 (613 amino acids)
Biological process (GO): regulation of transcription by RNA polymerase II
Molecular function (GO): RNA polymerase II transcription regulatory region sequence-specific DNA binding; DNA-binding transcription factor activity, RNA polymerase II-specific
Source: RefSeq, a predicted model, not a curated record
AUGUGUUUAUUUUCGUAUGAAAAUGAAAAAGAGGAAGAGACAAACAAAGCAAGUGCAUUUGUAUGUUUGGUCAAAAGAUUUUGUUGUAAAUUUCCUCGCGCCUUUGUUUCAUUGGAUUGUACGAUUGAUUUUUUCAAAACGUAUAUCGAUUCGCGAUUUUACGCCGGCCACAAAUUGGAUUUCAAACAACAAAAUUGUGCCGGCGGCCCUGGUUCAGGUGGUGGAGUCGUCGGCAAUACCAACAGCCAUCAAACACAUUUGACAGCACCUCUGCAUGGCCUGGCCACACAUCCAUCGGCUCAUCAAACGACCAGCCAUCAUUCCCAUCUAAAUUCGCAUCAUACAAAUUCAUCGGCGGCUCUACAGCAACACCUAGCCAACCAGCAACAACAACAGCAGCAACAACAACAACAGCAGCAGCAACAACAGCAAAGUACGCCUGGACCUGCGGUACCGUCUCAAUCGCAGUUGCACUCCGUCGGCGGUACUAACGGCCUAAGUUCCACGCCCAACGGUAACACUGUUAAUACCGCCGGCUCUAUAGGCAACUCUUCUCCCUCGGCAGUGCAUCAUAGUAACGAUACACACUCGGCUUCCUCUGCAGCCGUUCCUACCUCCCUUAGUGCCCCUUCGUUGCCACACAUUGCCCCGCCCAGUCUGGGCCUAAGUCCACAAUCAUCAGCCGAUUCACAACAAUUUAAUAUAUUUCCUGCCAUCUUUAGUCGCCAAUUGAAUUUCUCAGCUGCCGGUGGCUGUGGUCAAACCAAACUAAGCAUGGAUGAGUUAAGACCCAAUUUGGUGGGUGGCCUAUUGGGGCUGCAGCAAGGCUUGCUGGAGGAUCAUGCCGCCAAUAUGCAACACGGUGGCGUACCUCAAGACACCAAAUUCAUGUCGUUUCAAGAUAAUCGCCUCAUGGGCAUAAGUUCCUCUCAUGAAAAUCGCCUUCUGGGACUUGCCUCAUCUGUACAAGACAGCCGUUCACCCGCCAUCCAUAACUCCUCCAUCGAUAAGAACUCGCUCAAUCAUCAGCGCAAAUGCAGCAGUACGCCGGAGGACUUUAGUUCGCUGUAUUCGGGACUACCAACACCUGGCAUCGAUACAUCGUCGCAUCAUCAUACACCCGCUCACACACCGCCAACAAGGCUGUCUGACCACACGAUAUCCGCGGAAGGAGCCUUUAAGAAGCUGAAACCUGAACCUAAUUCGGGUCUUUCAAAUGUUUCUGCCGGUGUGACAUCACCAGGAAGUGGUUUGUCAUCAUUAAGUCAACAUGCCGGCCACACUCCAACCACAGCAUCAUGUCCCACACCAGCGAGACGAAGACAUCGAACGACAUUUACACAGGAACAAUUAGCCGAAUUAGAAGCAGCUUUUGCCAAAUCUCAUUAUCCUGAUAUUUAUUGUAGAGAGGAAUUAGCGCGAACGACAAAACUAAAUGAAGCUAGAAUACAAGUUUGGUUUCAAAAUCGUCGCGCCAAAUAUCGCAAACAAGAGAAACAAUUACAAAAGGCAUUGGCACCAUCUGUGAUACCAUCGUGUAAUGGUAUGAUGAGAAACAUUCAAGGUUACAGCGUGUCGCGAGGUUAUCAACCCUAUCCUCAUCAUAAUUCAAUAAAUCGUUAUCCUCAGGAUCUCUUCCAAAUGGGCGCCUCAUCAUAUCCCGGCAUGUCUCAACCUUUUUCAAUGAGUCAUGGUGCUAAUAUGGGUUCAGUGGGUGUGCGACAAGAUUCAAUGGGUAUGUCACCCGAAGACGAGUGGUACAAUAAAAGUUUAUCGGCGCUGCGCAUGAAUAGUUCACACCACCCCAACUUAUCGGCGCCAAUGCUGCAAUACCAAACAUAAUCAAAAACCUUUGACGAUUUCUUUUAAAGUGUAAAAUAUUAACAAGCAUUAUAGACCAGCCAGGGAGGAAGCGCUGUAGCUGGAAUACUUUUGGACCUAAGCGUAAAAAUUUUAAAUAUUUUAGAC